Messenger RNA from Propithecus coquereli (Coquerel's sifaka), 975 nucleotides. It is a transcript of the gene ALKBH6, whose product is annotated as alkB, alkylation repair homolog 6 (E. coli). Bases 15 to 800 code for a protein of 261 amino acids. The transcript is spliced from 7 exons. Lineage: Eukaryota; Metazoa; Chordata; Mammalia; Primates; Indriidae. The record is from RefSeq and is a predicted model, not a curated record.
UGGCUGGGAGGGGAAUGGGGGUGGUGAAUAUAGAAAUUGGAGGGGACACUGGUGUACGGACUGUGUGCAAGGAGUUGGUGUCGAUGGAGGAGCAGGACGCCAGGGUCCCAACCCUGGAACCAUUCAGGGUGGAGCAGGCACCACCUGUAAUCUACUAUGUCCCUGAUUUCAUUUCCAAGGAAGAGGAGGAGUAUUUGCUUCGACAGGUUUUUAAUGCCCCAAAGCCAAAGUGGACCCAGCUCUCCGGGAGGAAGUUACAGAACUGGGGUGGGCUCCCCCAUCCUCGGGGGAUGGUUCCUGAGCGGCUGCCCCCAUGGCUCCAGCGCUACGUGGACAAAGUGUCUGACCUCAGACUUUUUGGGGGUCUCCCGGCUAACCAUGUCCUCGUGAACCAGUAUCUGCCAGGGGAGGGCAUCAUGCCCCAUGAGGAUGGACCACUGUACUACCCGACUGUCAGCACCAUCAGCCUGGGCUCCCACGCCAUGCUGGACCUCUACGAGCCGCGGCAGCCAGAGGAUGAUGACCCUGUGGAACAGCCCCGGCCCCCGCCCCGGCCCGUCGCCUCGCUGCUGCUGGAACCGCGCAGCCUGCUGGUGCUGCGUGGCACCGCCUACACGCGCCUCCUCCACGGCAUCGCCGCCGCCCGGGCAGACGAGCUCGACGCCGCCUCCCUGCCGCCCAAUGCGGCCGCCUGCCCGUCGGCGCGGCCCGGGGCCCGCCUGGUCCGCGACACCCGCGUCUCGCUGACCAUCCGCCGCGUGCCCCGCGUGCUGCGCGCCGGCCUCUUGCUCAGCAAGUGAUCGCCAGGCUGGGGACAGUUCGGAUCCCGGCUUCCUGCCCACCCUGGGGCUGUCAGUGAUUCUGUGACCUUGGAACCCUGGAGCGGAGGCGGCUCCCCUGGGUUAUUUAUUUUCCCAACAACUUUGCUGGAACCACAGGAAAAAAACCCAUUCCCAAUAAACCAAACAUAUCUUU